This is a messenger RNA of Coffea eugenioides, 3065 nucleotides long. RefSeq names its product WAT1-related protein At5g40240-like. The record is from RefSeq and is a predicted model, not a curated record. Gene Ontology annotation, cellular component: plasma membrane. The transcript has 7 exons. Lineage: Eukaryota; Viridiplantae; Streptophyta; Magnoliopsida; Gentianales; Rubiaceae. Bases 1672 to 2805 code for a protein of 377 amino acids. Gene Ontology annotation, molecular function: transmembrane transporter activity.
CUUAGACUUCGAAAGACCUGCAAUUGUCUAGUCAAAAGGUUUAAUUUGCAUUUCAAAAAGAGAUAAUUGGACAAACCUCCCCUGAGGUUUGCCUUAAUAUCACUUAGCUCUCUCGUGGUUUCAAAAAUCUCUCCUAUACCUCCCCUUGAUUGACAUAUUUUGUAGCAUUAUCAACUCUUGUGCGUUUAAAUAUUCAUAAAAGAUGAGAGAUAACGAUUUUCUUCCAUUUGUACCCAUUUGUUGUCCUUUUUAUAUAUAUUAGAGCAGCAUUUAAGACCAAAAUAAACCUAAUGGGGAAAACACAAAUUGCGAGUGAAGUAAGUGCAAUAAAGAGAAGUUGCAGCAUAUAAGUAGUUUUACAAGUUUGCAAUGACUAGUACUCCAACUCUAAGAUUAUAAAGGCAGCAAGACAACAAAAUAAGAAAUACAAGUUAACGCACAAUGAGCAAUUCCAAAUAGAGGAAAUUAGUAGAAGAUAUUGUAACAAAUCGUAACAAGUUCUAACAUUCAAAGGGGCUCUUAUAAUUCACCAACAUCAUUUAAUAUAAAGAAUUUAUAUUAUGGUUACAACAGGAAAGCGACAACCAAGAUUUCAGAGAAUGAAAGAAAUCCAAAUGAGCUAUAUUUGCCUCUAAUGUCUGUUUGAUGUGUUAGGUAAUAGUAAUGUCAGAAAUUCUCUGUCUUUUAUUGCUACAAGGAAAAAAAAGUUGUUAUUAUAAUUAGUUUUGUUAAUUGUGUCUUGAUUUUUUUACUCUCCAAAUUCGUUUUCUUCUGUGCAAAUUUUAAUUAAUCAAUUAGGGGUUUCUAAUAGAGUAAUGUGGUCAGUUUACCACCCAUGAUGGAGACAUCUUGUCUAGUCAAUCUGAUAGGGGAGGUAAGAGAGAUUUUUAAAACUACAGAGAUGUUAAGUGACAUUUAGGUGAACCUCAGAGGAGGUUUGUGAAAUUAUCCCAUUCUAAAAACGAAAAUUACUUUUUUCAUAGGUGACUCAGUACACUUAAAUUCAAUACUAAGUGGAAAUUUCAAAUUUCUUUUAAAAAACCCUUUUUCUAGACUUUUACUCGGCCGGACCUUUACCGAGUCGGAUAUUAGUUCCUUUUCUUUACCUACCUUUUCUUUUUCUAUACUUUUAUUUUUGAAAAAGUCCACAAAAAAAUCAUUUUCAAAUUAGGUUAUUAGAUUUAUUUUUAUUUUCAUGUUUAGUUAAAAAAUGGGGUGCAACAUUAACCUAUUCUUAAUUCCGUCCUUGUAUAUACUAUAUGUUCAUUUGAACCAAAAUAAAAAUUGCACUUGAUUCAUGUACCAUAUUUACUAAAUGUACCAUAUUCAAAUGUACCCUAUUCUACAAGAUUGCAAGAUGAUCCUAUGACAUUAUUUUCAGCAUUAAAGUAGUGUGAAUUAGUUCUGAUCUAAUCGAAUCUUGUAGGCUGUUUUUUUUUUUGGGGAUCUAUGAGCUUUUUUCCCCAGCUAAUCUGUUCAACACUAAUUUUGAUUGGUUUUGGGUGUGACAAAGGCUUGAUGGAAUUGGAUGCAUGCAUCUCUUCUUCUAAAAACAAAAAUUCAUAUAUAACCAAUUAGAAUAAUGGCCUCUAGUGCAUGAACCACUAAAACUUAAAAGCAUAAAUAGGAGUGGUAAUAUACAUUUGCAUCCAAAGAAGGAAAGAACGGAAGAUGGGGAGCUGGAAACGAACUUGUUGGUAUGGAGAGGUUUUUCCUUUCACAGCCAUGGUUACAAUGGAGUGCAUCAAUGUUGGUAUGAACACCAUCUUCAAAGCGGCCACAGUGAAGGGUCUGAACUAUCACGUUUUCAUGCUUUAUUCCUAUGGGAUAGCAGCUCUUCUUCUCCUCCCUCUUUGCUACUUCUUCCACAGGAAUUCUCGGCUUCCUCCAUUUACCUUUGGCCUCCUUGCUAGAUUUUUCUCCCUCGGGCUUCUUGGCUUUGUAGCUCAAUAUCUUGGAAAUACAGGAAUCGAGUAUAGUACACCAACAUUGGCUUCUGCCAUGAGCAAUAUUGCACCGGCUUCCACAUUUGUCCUGGCCGUCCUCUUCAGGAUGGAAAAGCUAGAAAUGAAGAGCUUGAGUAGCCAAGUUAAGAUAAUAGGGUGUGCAAUAACGAUUGCAGGAGCCCUUGUGGUGGUUCUGUACAAAGGCCCAGUGCUACUAAGGAGCCCUGCAUCUUCAGCUUCUGUUUUUGCACAGGCAGCACUAGUUACACUCACCACUGGCACCAAACAGUCAAAUUGGGUCAAAGGGGGUGCCAUCCUCGCUGCUGAAUAUGUAGUAGCCUCCCUUUGGUAUAUUUAUCAGGCCAAGGCUAUUGGGGAGUACCCAGCAGAACUGGUUGUGGUCUUCUUCUACAACUUAUCAUGUAUGAUCAUAGCAGCACCCAUUUGUUUAAUCGAGGUACCAAUUUCAAGUGCUUGGAAUAUAUUCAAACUGGAUGUGCAGUUGUACGCGGUUUUGUAUGCGGGAGUAUUGGGGACAGGCUUCGUUAUUCUUGUUCAUACUUGGUGCUUACAUGUAAAAGGACCUGUAUAUGUAGCUUCAUUUAGGCCAUUAUCAAUUGCCAUUGCUGCAAUUCUGGGCUUCAUUUUUCUUGGCGAUAAUCUCUACCUCGGAAGCGUGAUCGGAUCAUUGAUCAUAUCGUUUGGGUUUUAUGUUCUAAUAUGGGCAAAAGCACAAGAAGCUAGUGGAGACAAAUCACAAAGUGGUACUAUUUUUAGGGAAUCUUCCAGCAGAAAUGCUCCAUUGCUAGACGAAUAUGAUGAUUCAACAGAUGAAGGACAUGCGACUACCACUGCUUGAAUAAUCAAACACAUUUAUUUUUUGAACUAGUGAUAUACUCCCACCUUUUACCUUGUUCAGCGAUUUCUUGGGAUAAAAUUUUUUUUUUUCUUGAGAUGUUGGAUACUUGUUUAGAUAGCAUUUGUGCAUCUUCCACGACAUAUUGAAGCUGUUCUAUGGAUACAAGUUGUAUGUUCUCCACAAAAGUAUUCCAUGGCAAAAUAAUCUUUUGGCUUUGUAUGGUCUCACACUUCUAGUUGGAUCAUUUUUUGUUUGGUGAC